Messenger RNA from Epinephelus lanceolatus (giant grouper), 2987 nucleotides. It is a transcript of the gene mpp4a, whose product is annotated as MAGUK p55 scaffold protein 4a. Gene Ontology annotation, molecular function: protein binding. Lineage: Eukaryota; Metazoa; Chordata; Actinopteri; Perciformes; Serranidae. The record is from RefSeq and is a predicted model, not a curated record.
UCCAUGAUGAACGAGUGAGGAGGUGACGAGAGGUUGUAGAUUUAGAAACAGAUGGAGUGAGUGAGCGGAGGACGGGAGGGGACAGACAAAGAUUUUAAAAACAGCAGAAGAAAGCAAAGCGAAGGAGAGGAGGAGAGAGGUUGGUGGUUGGUGGAUUAAGGCGGGUUAAAGAGGAUUAGUGUCUGUUUUGGUUUGGUAGUAAAAUCACAUCCAUGUCAGUGACCACUGGCCGCUGCUGACACGCUCACUCUGCUGAUUCACUUCAGCUCAGAGUUCACACACUGAAACAAACUGGACCAGAAGAGGAAGACGAGGACGAAGAGGUGUGGAAGAAGCCUUUGUCCUCUGCGGUGAGUCUGGACGAUCACCAUGAAACAAGCCAUGGAGGACGGCGUCAGUGAGGUGCUAUCCUGUGUGGUGGAGGACGUCAGUCACGCCAUCAGCAGAAACAUCGGUGGAGCUGAGCUCCUGCAUGAACUGCUCAAUUCACCGUGGCUUCGCGCUCUACUGAAGGUUUAUGACUGCCUGCUGCAGUUUGAGAGGUCGACGCCCACACCUAUCCUGCCUUACGCCUCAGGACUCUCACAUGAGAUUAUAACCACUUUACAGAGGGUCCACCGUCCCUCCGCUGAAGCCAGAGAGCUCUACAGCCUCCUCAGCUCACCUCACAUCCAGGCCCUCCUGUCGUCCCACGACAGUGUGGCCCAGUCAGACUAUGGACCUGUCUUACCUCCUCUGCCUGAUGAGAUGCCUGAGGAUGAGGAGGCCAUGAGGAUCGUUUGUCUGGUGAAGAACAACCAGCCGCUGGGGGCGACAAUAAGGAGGGACGAGGAGACAGGAGAGAUCUACAUCGCCAGGGUGAUUCAUGGAGGACUGGCUGACCGCAGCGGACUCCUCCAUCCUGGUGAUCUGUUGGUGGAGGUGAAUGGAAACCCUGUGGUGGGUCUGGAGCCGGAACAGGUCAUCCAGAUUCUGAUUAAUUCUCAGGGAACGAUCCUGUUUAAAGUAAUUCCUGACGCAGCUCAGAGCAGCAGCAGCCAGAAGUCGGUGUUCAUGAGGGCGAUGGUGGACUACUGCCCCCUGCAGGACUCCUCCAUCCCGUGUCCUGAUGCAGGGAUGCCGUUCAGCAGAGGAGACCUGCUGGAGGUGGUCGACCAGUCGGACGGACGGUGGUGGCAGGCCAGGAAGCUGCGCUCCGCUGCGUCCUGUGCUGGUCUCAUCCCCUCUGCCAGCAUGCUGAAGAGUAAACAGAGGGAACACUGGUGGUGUCAGCCGUCACAGGUUCAUACCUGCAUCAAACCCUUGAUUCUGACUGAUAAUGAUGACGAUCGACCUCAGGCUGAUGACAAACACUCAGUACCAGAGCUGGAAGAGAUACACUUUGACGAGACUGAGUCUGAUGUUACUGAUGGAAUCUACCUGGCCGGUUUCCGGCGGAGUUUCCGUCUAUGGAGGAGGACGUCCUACAGAAGGAGACGACAGUCCUGCACCUCCUGCUCACCCAACAGCAGCGCCCUGUACACUCCAUAUGAGGAGGUGGCUCUGUACCAGCGCACCCCGCAGGAGAACCAUCGCCUCAUCAUCCUCAUUGGAGCUACGAGAGUUGGAGUGAACGAACUGAGGAAACGACUCAUCAAACUGAACCCUUCAACCUUCCAGGGACCCGUACCUCACACCACUCGUCCAAUCAGAGCAGGGGAGCAGUCAGGAAAGGAGUACCACUUUGUCACCAAAGAGCUGUUUGAGUACAUGGUCUGUAACCACAGGUUUGUGGAGUACGGGGAGUAUAAGGGUCACCUGUAUGGGACCAGCGCUGAGGCCAUAGAAGAGGUGCUGAAACGAGGACGGAUGUGCAUCAUCGAUGUCGAACCACAUAGCAUCUUGCCACUGAGGACGAGGAAACUGAAGCCGUACGUGAUCUUCAUCAAAGCUCCGAGUCCAGACAGACUGAGAGAAACCCGGAGAGACGCCCGAAUCAUCACCAACUGCUCUGUCAGCAGAGUGUUCACAGAGGAAGACUUUGUGGAGCUGGAGGAGGUGUCCCGGCUGAUGGAGGCAAAGUACAAACAGUUUUUCGACAGCGUGCUGGUGAACGAGGACCUGCAGGACUCCUGCAUACAGCUCUUCUCCAUCAUCCAGGAGGCGCAGGAUGAACCACAGUGGAUACCCAUCAGCUGGACCCGGAAAGAGGAGUGAGGAGGGGGAGGAGGAGGAGGAGAGGAUGAUUAGGACAGACAAGAAAAACUACGAGAGAGAAUACAAAGAGAGAAAAGACGGAGACGUGUUGGAUAAAAGAAAACAAUACUGAGUGAGAUAUAAAGACGAGGGGGGGAGAUGGAAAAAGAAUUUGGGAGUCAUAGAAAAUAACUGGAGACAGAGGAGAAGAUGUUACGACAUGAUGGAGAUGGAAAAGUGAGAGACUGAGGGGGUUAUUCAAAGAAAAUAUUACCUGUCGUCUUUUAAAAUUGUCACCAAAACUGUCAAAUAAAAUGACUUUUAGUUUGAACAGAUAAAACCUCAGAGGCGAGACAAGUGUGGAGGAAGAAUUUCACCUCGCUGGUUGAGUUUAACUCCAAAGAGGAGUCAGAGGUAUUCUCUCUGUAUUUAUUACCUCCACCAAGGAGGUCAUGUAUUUGGUCAGUUUGUGCAGCCUGAUUUUCAUUCCACUCAGCAGAGGGGUGGAAUAUGGGCUGAGGAAGAACCCAUCUGAUUUUGAAGCAGAUCCUAAUCUUGAAGCAACCGCACAAAUUAUUUUUGACCUUUGACAUUCAGAGUCUGGACUGGGCUCUUAUUUCGGACGUUACAAGCAAACACAGAGCUGAAAUGCUGGGGGCUAUUAGUGCAGCGCUAACAAUGGCAACAGUGCUGAAAGAGCCAACAGCAGCCGUUUUUACACAAAUGCUCAAGAUAGAUUGAUACUUGUGCGUCAGCUCUAUGCAGAGCCUACGCACGCCGUUGUGAGCAUUUAUACUUGUGCGGUGGUGUGU